AUGGGCGAAUGGCAUCAAUCCACAGGAAUAUACCGUACCCCUCCUUUAGCAGAUCUAUCAAAACAAACCAUUGCAAAUACUAUCGAAGAGAAAAGGGAAACCUUCGCCAACAACCUACUGACAAACCUAGCCGAGGUUGACGACAUCCCGUUCGAUACCCCUACAGCCCCAAGCAGAUCUAUCACCUUCCCUGAUAUAGCUAUACAAGAUAUAGAGCUGGCCAUUUUAAAAGCAGGGAACACAGCACCUAGUGCAGACGAAAUCCCAACAAAAAUCCUACAAGUCGCAUGGCUACAAAUAAAAGAAGUAACCCUAUCCCUUUUCAAAGACUGUCUACAUUUAGGACACCACCCAAAAUGCUUUCGAUUAGCUACCAUCGUAAUCAUCCCUAAACCCAACAAGUCAGAUUAUACCAACCCAAGAUCAUACCGACCAAUUGCCUUGCUCUCGGUCCUAGGCAAAGGCCUCGAAAGACUCAUUGCGAAGAAGGUAUCAUGGCUUGCUCUAAACUACCAAGUCCUAGCGAAUCAGCAGCUCGGAGCCCUACCCUUGCGAUCCUCAGUGGACCUCACCACUUGCGUUACACAUGACAUUGAGGCAUCCUUAAAACAAGGGUUAAAGACCACCCUGCUCACAAUGGAUGUAAAAGGUGCUUUUGACGCAGUGCUACCAGGAAGACUAGUGAAUCGCCUUCGGGAACAAGGAUGGCCAAACAACCUGGUUAGAUGGGUUCAGUCCUUCGCCACUAAUCGAUCCAUCAAGAUCCGACUAGACGGCGAGACUGGCCCGGAAACAAAGCUAGAAUGCGGUCUUCCUCAAGGUUCACCGAUCUCCCCGAUCCUGUUCAUGCUCUACAUCGCGCCUCUCUUCUGGAUGGGCAAACCACAGAGCAGAUUCGGAUAUGCAGACGAUAUCGCGAUACUAGCGACAUCAAACUCACUACAGACAAACUGCGAUUCUCUAAAAAUGGAUAUGCAAGAAACUCUCGAAUGGGGAAAAACCGAAGGUAUCACUUUUGACCCCAAGAAAUCUGAGCUUAUACACUUCUAUAAAGGACACCGAACACUAACGGAUACCCUUGCAAUACACACCGGAUCUAUGAAUAUAGAGGUCAAACCUGGCCCGCUCAAAUGGCUCGGAGUCCACUUCGAUAGGAAACUAUGCUUCAAACCACAUGUCCAGAUCCUCGCAGCCAAAGCCCUCAAGGGAGCCAACGCACUGAGAUCCCUCAGCAAUACACACCGAGGGAUACCCCCAUAUCUCACCAGGAAAGUGGCUGAAGCCUGCAUACUCAAAAAGUGCUAUUUCGCCUCGGAAACGUGGUGGCCAGGCCGAACCAGAACAAAGAAGAAUGCCCUAAACAACCCGAUCUCGAUCUCAAAUGUAGUGGACAGCCAUCUAAGCUUACUCAACAAAGUGGUAAUCACCUGUACAAGGGCAAUCCUCCCAGUAUACAAAACCACAAACACAGCAGUACUCUACGAGGAAGCCAAACUCAGACCAUCCGAGAUCGAGCUAAACCUGAUUUCACAAUUAUAUGCGGCACGAACCACCAGACUAGACCUUUACCAUCCUCUCAGGAUCAGAGCAGAGAACAUAACCAAAGCCAGAGAAUAUAACCGCACCCCAGAUACAAGAUUCGCAAGGCUCAUCACAGCAUUACCGGAGACUGAACACAUAAACCCCUUGGCCUUCCCACCCUGGGAAAUCAGAGAGUCGAGGGCAGAGGCCGAGGCCCGCAUCAAUGGUCCGAUGGGCAGAACGAAGGCACAAGCAGCCGAAGACUUCAAAGCCUUCCACGCCAAGAUCCCAAGAAGCGAUAUACAAAUCUUCUCGGAUGGCUCAAAAAGUGAAAGCAAGGAUGGCGCAACUGGGGGCGGAUUCGUAAUCUCACAAUUCGAUAUUCAGAUAGCACACCAUUCUUUCUCAUUAGGCACAAAUGCAGAAGUGUUCGAUGCAGAAGCCACAGCCGCAGUAGCAGGGGCAGCAAAAGCCCUCACUCUAGCAUCAACCAAACUGGCCACAGAUCUCUGGAUCUUCUUAGACAACCACGAGGAUGCUCUCCGAUUAGGAUCCCACUUCAAUGGUUCCUCACAGAGAGUCUUUGAAGACUUUCUGAAGCUCACACAAGCUUGGGCUGUUAGACCAAGGCUCCCACACACCUCCCCCGGGAAAAUCCGCGUCCGAUGGGUCCCAGGGCACCUGGAUAUCCCUGGCAACGAAAUAGCUGACAAAGCCGCUAAGGAAGGAACAAAACUCCCCUUUCCCCUCAACCCGAUCUGUACGCUAGCAUCCCUAAAAAGAAUGAUCAGAACAAGGGCCAACAAAGCAGACGAACAAUUAUGGAAUACAGUCAGCCCACAAUACUACAAAGAUCUCCAAUUCAACCACACUUCUAAUACAGACACCCUCUCUCUGAAGAGAGCCACACUCCACCAUAUUCUCGCUAUCAGAUCACAGCAUAGCGACUUCGCAGCAUACCAUGAACACUUCAAUCACACUAUAGCCCACGUCCAUUGCUCGUGCAAUAAAAGGAAAACUCCAUUACACUUUUUCUUUUGCAAAAAAGGAAAAGCCUUCAAAGCGCUCACAAAGAGCCCCCCCUUCGAAGCUAUCCCCUGGCUUCUAAGAAAUCCCACCGGUAUAGCCAAACUAGCCGAAUGGCUAGAAUACACCAAGUUCUACACAAAAAUCUGCCCGUGGCACACAGGUGCAAGAUAA
Molecule: messenger RNA, 2721 nt
Organism: Sclerotinia sclerotiorum 1980 UF-70
Lineage: Eukaryota; Fungi; Ascomycota; Leotiomycetes; Helotiales; Sclerotiniaceae
Exons: 1
Coding region: 1-2721 (906 amino acids)
Molecular function (GO): RNA-DNA hybrid ribonuclease activity; nucleic acid binding
Source: RefSeq, a predicted model, not a curated record